AUGAUCAACUGUAGCAACAUCAUGGCUUCUGCAAUUUUUACUCCCAGUUCAUCUUUGUCUUCUUCGUCAUCAAAGCCCUCUCUGCGUGCUUUCUCAAAUUCAGCAAUUUUAAUCCCCAAAAAUUUGAAUGUUCAGCAUUUGAAAUGCAUUCCUCAACUGGGUCUCGGUCUUUCUUCUCCUUGGAACGGUCUUAAGAAUCUGGGCAUCUCAAUCUCGCAACAUUCUGUGAAAAUAGAAAGAAAGGGCAAAUGUAAAGGUAAGGGAGUGUAUGCAUCUCUAUUUGGAGUUGGGGCUCCUGAGGCUCUGGUCGUCGGGGUGGUGGCUUUGUUAGUUUUCGGGCCAAAGGGUCUUGCUGAGGUUGCUCGUAACCUGGGGAAAACUUUACGGGCAUUCCAACCUACAAUUAGAGAACUUCAGGAUGUUUCAAGAGAAUUUAAAAGCACGCUUGAACGAGAAAUUGGUCUUGACGAAAUUGAAAAUCCAGUGAAAAAGAGUCCUUCAUCAAACGCCAACUCCGAAGACCCAAAAUUGAAUGUCGAUCCCAAUGGUUCCCCAGCGCAACCCGAGGAUCCCUUAGCAGCGCAACUGAGAAAUACUCUUGCUCAGCUGCAGAAAGAGCAAGCUCAGGCUGAGUCUCAAGAUACUGCACAAGAAGUUGCUUCAGAAAUGCUUCCUACCGAAAAGCCAGAAAGCAAUGUCGUUGAAGAAGCUGCAUCAGCUGUGGAUCCCCCACCUAAGCCUGAGAAUAAUGCUGUUCAAGUAGUUACACCAGCCGUGGCUACCCAAUCGAAGCCCGAAAUCAAUGAACUUCAAGAAGUUGUUUCAACGGGGCCUCCUCCUUCAAAGCCCAAAAAUGAGUCAUGA
Molecule: messenger RNA, 864 nt
Organism: Fraxinus pennsylvanica
Lineage: Eukaryota; Viridiplantae; Streptophyta; Magnoliopsida; Lamiales; Oleaceae
Source: the annotation of a GenBank genome assembly